This is a messenger RNA of Betta splendens (Siamese fighting fish), 2558 nucleotides long. RefSeq lists its product as uncharacterized. The record is from RefSeq and is a predicted model, not a curated record. NCBI's taxonomy places the organism in Eukaryota, Metazoa, Chordata, Actinopteri, Anabantiformes, Osphronemidae. Bases 147 to 2081 code for a protein of 644 amino acids. Gene Ontology annotation, molecular function: GTP binding. The transcript has 2 exons.
GGCCGUAAGGGGACUUUGUGCCAAAGUCCAAUGUUUUGGUUUAGGUUUCAGACUUUGAGCUCAGAUCAGCUGGAGCUCCAGUCACAGGCUGCAGAUGAUGACUGAAGUUUGAAGGCAGAGACGCGACGCCCCGGAUUAACAGUGACAUGUCUCAUACCGCGGGUUCAGGAGAGAAAGAAGAGACAGAAGAGGCAGCUGAUGUGAAGGGUGAGGAAGAUGAUGACGAUGCUGAAACUGAACAGAGUGAAGACCUCAGGAUGGUCCUCGUUGGAAGGACCGGCGGUGGGAAGAGCGCGUGUGGAAACACCAUCUUAGGCCGGAGGCGGUUCCUGUCUCAGAGCAGCGCCAGCUCUGUCACACACGUUUGUGCGCUCGGCAGCGCUGAGCUCGAGGAGGACGAGGCUCCUGAGGACGGCCGUGCUGCCACACAGCGGUGGAAGCAGAGAGUCGCUGUGGUGGACAUGCCGGGUUUUGGUGACACUCGCCUCACGGCGGAGCAGGUUCACACAGAGGUCGCCAGAUGUGUGUCUCUCACUGCCCCUGGACCACACGCUUUCCUCCUGGUGGUGCCACUGGGACGAUACACUUACACUGAGAGCCAGGCGGUCUGUGAGUUCAUCAAGGUAUUUGGGGAAGGUGCCCUCCGUUACCACACGGUGGUUCUGUUUACCAGAGGUGAUGACCUGGAGGGCCGAGGGAUGGAGGAGUACCUGGGGCAGAUGGCCCCUGCUGGGCUCCAGGCUCUGAUUGACAUGUGUGGGGGCAGGUACCAUGUCUUCAACAACAAGGACCCCAGCAACUCAGCGCAAGUUAGGGAGCUGUUGCUGAAGGUGGGAAGGAUGGUGGAGCAGACUGGCAGAGAGUUUUACACCAGUGGUGUCUACCUAGAGGCAGAAGCUGCCAUCAGAGAGGAGCAGAACAGGAUGCUGAGGGAGCGCGAGGAAGCAGAGGGCGAAGACCAGGGAGAAAGCAACGGUGAGGACAAUCAGGCUAAAGAGUCAAAGCUGGGGAAAUGUGACUUAGAGGCCGACGUCGCAGACGGCAGCGAGGAGAGGCUGGAGGACAAUGAUUUGUGGGUGGAGAGCUUCUCCGCUGAGAGCAGACACAGCGCCUUCAGUCUCCUGGGGGACAGAGUUAAAAGGUGCAGGGACCGUUUCAGAGGCAGGCGUAAUGGAAGCAGCAGGCGACAGUCGCUCCGUCUGUCUUUGAGGAGGGAGGCCGCGCUUUCUGCCAAGGUGCUGGACAGGGUCCGGGUCCUGGUGGCUGCUGGAGCCACGGGCUUGGCGGUCGGGGCUGUGUUCGGCGCCGCUGCUCCGUUGGCAGCGGCAGCGGGGGCCUCUCUCGUGGGGACCUCGCUUGGUUUUGCUGCGGGUCAGUUCGCCGGCGUGUCUGUGGCUGGAGGCGCGGGUGUGGGCAAAGCCGUAGGGGCCAUAGUGGCGGCAGCGUCAGGCAAAAGUGCAGUGGCGCUGGGGGCAGCAGCAGGGGGGGUUCUGGGCGGUUCUGUGGGAACGGUGGCUGGUACUGAGGCUGCAAGUCCUGCAGAGGGCGCUCUGGAGGCCCUUGGACAGGUCAGCAUUAUAGGGGCCUCUGCUGUGGGGCUGGCAGCAGGUGUGGGGGGGGCUGUGGGAGUUGGGGCCGCUUUAGGGGCAGCUCUGGAGGGAGCCGCUCUCAGCACUGCAGCCCUCAGUGGGCCCGAAGGUGCAGCCGUGGGCGCCGCCGUUGGUGCCGCCACGGCUGCGGGACAGCGGGCGGCGGCCGUGGCUGCAGCUCCAGGGGCCCCGCAGGCGGCUGCAGCAGGCGCAGCAGCAGGCGCAGCAGCAGGCGCAGCAGCAGGCGCCGUGUGUGGCGCCGGCUCCAGUGUGGCGUCAGCAGGCACCGCUGCCUCAGACCCGUGGGGCACGGUUGCAGCAACGACGCGCAUCCUGUCGGCUGUGGCCGAGAUCGGCAGGGCUGCAGCCGGCAUCGCCGUGGCCGGCGGGUUGGUGGUGAAGGUGGUGAAGGAGAAGGUCCGACGUGGCACCGGAGCAGCAGAGUCCACUUACUCUGAGACCAAGUCCUACGAGAUUCAGUGGAACAAAUAAACACACUGACCACACAGCGUCUCAGUUACUGCAUGGAGAUGUCACGGCCUCAGACGUGAACAGCCCUCAAGUUAAAGCAGUACAAUAAAAAAUGUAUAAGCAAAAAAAAAAACAUAUUUUAGAUCAAAGAAAUCAAAUGGUCAUUGAAACAUGAAAUCAUCUUCAAAGAUAUGAGGUAAACUGUCAUUAAACAGUUUAAAAAGUUGUGAUUUAACAUCUGCUGCUUCGUUUGCAACUUGAUAAAACACAUCAAAAAUGUUUUAUAAAAGAAAAGGGAAAAGUAAUGAGAAUAAUUGUUUAUGCUAAUUUUAAAAAUGCACAUGCUUUUUCACAAUUAUCUGUUUUCAUAUUAAAGAAUCACCGAACAAAGCUUUUUACCCUGUUUUCCAUAAUGUAAUAAAGCAAAAAUGGUUUUGCUGUUGUCAUAAAAACCUUAACUGAUUUGAAAUUACCAAUAAAGACAUUAUUCUUCCAUUA